AUGGAUAUGCUCAGUGCAUCAUCGCACUAUGUCGAGCUUUGCAUCAAUGAGACGAUUCGCCAAGCUACGUCAAGCGAUCCUCUACUCCCGGCAUCAACGUCUACCAAUGUUGGUAGUAAUACGCCUGGAUUCGAACCCGUUGAGUGCCUGUGGCGAAUCCUUCAUGCCGCCAAGGCUUGGCUAGACUGCUUCCAUACUGUCUCGCCCUCUCUGUACAUAGGUUUCCCCUUCUUUUAUUGGUUUCAACUUGUGCGCUGCCUGGUUAUCUUGAAACACUUGUCUGUUUUCGAGGACCCUGCCUGGGAUCGAGUAGCUGUGUAUAGCACAAUCGACCUCCUGGCGGUGUUGGACUGGAUGGCUACGAAGUCCGAUUUGGCGAGCAAGGCAGCCGGUGAACAGUCUGAUAGUGACAUGUUCCGGCAGGUGUCCAAGUGCCUACGCCUGAGCCAGAUGUGGGUGGCAGCAAAACGGGAUGCGGCGGCCUCUUCUGCACAAGGGCCAGCUUCGCUCCCUUGCGACGAGGCUCAUUUGACGGACUUUGACCAGGCACCCUGGAUGGACGAGUUGGAAAGAGGAAAUGAAUCGUGGAUAGAAGAGUUUUUCGAUUGGUCUCCGGGGACGCUGUAG
Molecule: messenger RNA, 627 nt
Organism: Clonostachys rhizophaga
Lineage: Eukaryota; Fungi; Ascomycota; Sordariomycetes; Hypocreales; Bionectriaceae
Source: the annotation of a GenBank genome assembly